This is a messenger RNA of Dimorphilus gyrociliatus, 1426 nucleotides long. The record is from the annotation of a GenBank genome assembly. NCBI's taxonomy places the organism in Eukaryota, Metazoa, Annelida, Polychaeta, Dinophilidae.
AAUGGAAACUAAUAGAUGGUGUAUUCCAAUUUUUGAAGAUCCUACUCAAUCAAUUGAUAUUACUGAAAAAAAUUUAAAAGUUCAAAUUAGUUUUCUAUUUCAUUGUUACCACAAUGCCUACUAUAGCAGAUUUCAUGUAACUUUUGAUUCUGCUAUCUGUAAACAAUUCUUUAACUAUCAAUUAUUAGGAGCAUGUUGUAUUAAAGAGGCAUUAGCUGAACCUUCAGACAAUGUAGAAGAGCUAAAAGUUAUUUUUAAAUAUAUUCAAAAAUUAACAUCUGUAUCAAAAAAAUAUAUGAGAAAAUUUUAUAAAAAACAGCUAGACUUAAAAAAUUAUAGAUUCUUAAAAGAUUUAAUGAAAACAGUUAAAGAGGAAGAUGCUUUUAAAAAUAUUUUAGACUUUUAUGAAAAGAAAGUGUUAAAUAUAAAUAAAAAAAAUUUGGAAAUCAUUGGAGAAAGAAGUGAUAAAGUAUUCAGCAACUGGAAAAAAAAGUUACUUAAGUUCUAUAAUGACUGCCAUGCUCCAACUCCAACUAAAGAAACAACAGCAACAACAACCAACCCUAUCUCUCAAUCAUCUGCAACUGAAAAUGAAUUGGAAAAUGAAACAACAACUCCAGCAGAAAACACAGACAUCAUUGUACCUGCACAGCCAACUGCUAGUACUGCAAGAAGAUUCUCAGAAGAAACAACAAUUAUUGAACAUAGACAACAAUCUGGAAUUGAAACUGUUACACCACAACUAUUUGAAUCAGGAGAAGAAUAUUUUCAAGAACAAGAAAUGGCUAUAUCAGCACUGCAGUCAGAAUUGGAACCACUUACAACAGAAAUUGAAUCUGCACAACCAACAACUGGAUUGGAAUCUGCACCACAAUCAACUGGAAUUGAACCUGCACCACCAACAACUGGAUUGGAAUCUGAGUUACCAUCUACAAAUUGUGAAAAUAUUGAGGAAAUGGAUAUGGAAAUCUACAAUCAGAUGGGUCUUGGAGAGAAUUUGGAAGUUGGAGAAAUGAUGCAGUUGGAUGAGGAUGUCCAGAAUGAUGAUGCUGUAAGUAGACAGGAUUUUUUUUUUAAUGAGUUACAAAGAAAGAAUGAAAGGAAAUAUAAAUUUCAAAAUAUGUUAAUUAUUCAAAGAACAAUCAAUACUUUCAAUGAUCCUGAUUUUUCACAAAAAACUCAACAGAACUUCCUUAAAAAAACAAAACCUUUCCAUGAUAUUUUAUCAGAUUAUACAAUUUUAACAAAUGAUUUUCUAAAAUUAGAAAAUGGUAAAUUCUUAAAGGCUAAAAAUAUGUUAAAAAUUGAUAAAAGCUUUCAGGUGUUUAGUAUUGAAAAUUUAACAAUUCAAGAUGUCUUUUGUAUAAUUAAGGGAUGGAAUUUAAGAACAACAAAUAUUUUAAUUUACUCAAAAAUAUUUCUGUAG